This is a messenger RNA of Kwoniella shivajii, 2691 nucleotides long. RefSeq lists its product as uncharacterized. Gene Ontology annotation, molecular function: ribonuclease III activity. The record is from RefSeq and is a predicted model, not a curated record. NCBI's taxonomy places the organism in Eukaryota, Fungi, Basidiomycota, Tremellomycetes, Tremellales, Cryptococcaceae. The transcript has 4 exons. The coding region runs from base 1 to 2691 and encodes 896 amino acids. Gene Ontology annotation, biological process: RNA processing.
AUGACUCAGAUGAAGGGUCUUGCUGGAUGGGCUAGAACUGGUGGACAUAACGCCUGGGUGUUCAAUCACACGACUACGUUUGCAAUUUCAAGAGCCAAUGCCAUCAAGUCUCCUGUAAAUCGUGCGGCGCUGAGCCUUUUCCAGAUAUUCAGGCCUUACAGUACUCAGCAAUCCAAUGCAACUACAUCACCCGAUCUAAUCUCCUCACCGAAGCUAGCUGCUUCAUGCUGGAAUAUGAAAACUUCUUCCCUUCACAGUAUCAACGCGAAAGCUCCGCUCCGUCCAUCUCUCAAUAGCUCUCGAUGGAUUCGUCCCAAAGUACGCAUCAAAGGUAGUUCAUUGCCGAAUCUUCCCAUCAUAGAGAACAAAAAGCUUUUGAACGACGCUUUACAUGGUGGGGGUAAAUCACGAAACGAGUUCAGGCGAUUAGCGGUAUUAGGAGAUCGAUUCUUUGAUAUGUGUGUUGUAGAAGCCUUGUGGUCGUACACGUCGAGCCCUGCGUCGAUAGCCGAGAUCAAAAGACAUCUGAUCAGCAAUAAAUCACUCGCUUAUGUCGCACUAGCUUACAAUCUACAUCAGAUGAUCAAUAAAUCAGAUUCAGGCGCCAAAAUGGAAUCGCUCACCCAAGGUCAUAUGGCUUCGGCGCUGGAGGCAUUCGCUGGAGCAGCGUGGAAAGACGCGAGAAAAGGGGGUCGUGAAGCGGAAGUACUCCUAUGGGGGGAAAAUUUGUUUAGUCCUGAGAAUUGGAUAAAUCUAGUUGACCAAAUACGUAAAGUCGAGCUCAUACAUGGGCAAGCUACAAAAUUUUCCCUCCCGACGUCAGAGCUUUUCUCUCAUGAUCCCACCCACUUGCUGUCGAAUCCUGGGUCCUCUGAUGGCGGCUUGAAAUCGCGACCAAGAGCCUUCGACGUUGACCAUACCCCUACCCUUUCGAGCAGAGUGCGGGAAUUGGAAAAUCGGCUAGUCAAGUUGGAACACCUUGUCACCGGAACGCCAGACCUUAAUUCACAAAACUCCGACCUGAACGAUACCGUGAUCUUGGAUCACGUUGAAGAAUCUGCUGUUGUAAGUGAAGCUACAUCGAUCAUCGCAAACUCGAAAAGUAAUGAAACAGAGUGGGAGGUCCCAGACUCCAAACCAGAAUGGGCACCUGCUGUUGUACCGGUCGACUUUCAAGCUCUUCUUCCACUGCCCACCUGUAAAGAUGGAACCUCUUUACGAGAUGCUGUUCGCGAACUCCCCCUCACAUCUUUAAAGGAAUACAAAAGGCGAGGCUCGCAGGUCUUCACAUUAAAAAUGAAACAGCUCAUUGCACCACAUUGUCAAUACUCUGUCACCUUCAACUAUGUGAUGAGCUGCCAUCAUGCUUACCCGACAUUGUCCUCUCUCGCAAAAUUCUAUGCUCUCACAGCAACAAACAUACAGGCAAACGCAUCUCCGCGUCAGACUUUCAAAGCAAAUUCUAACACAUUCUUGGCUCACGUCGGCGCUGCAUCAAAACUUGUAAAACACGACCAAUAUCAGGCUUGGCUCGAUCGUUUAACGUCAGAGAUUGUAUGGGUCGGUAUAGCUCCUAUGGCUGCGAAGUACGAGAAGCGUUUACCGUAUAAGAGUAGGUAUGAGCAUCAAACCGAGCUACAACCACUAGCCGAAUCAUCGCCAAUCACACUGGACUCCACCCCAGAAAAAGUCGACCCAACAAAAUCCCCAGUGGAAGUGAAGACUAAAGCUCUAUCUCUGCUCAUCACGUGCAAUGAAUCGAGUUUACCUCCAUUAUUAGAACAACAAAAACUGAAGGAAAACGUAGCGAACCCAUCAGAAUCAAUGAUUAUCCAUCUCCACAGUGGCACUCAUUCCACCAUCCUCAAAAUAGUGACUGAGGCUCUUAGGUCUUCUGGAUAUACUGGGACCUUACUAGUAGCAGCGACUGGGGUACUGAGCUCCACCCGUACGAUGUCUCAUCUAGCUCGCUACUAUAGAUUUGACCAGAGUCCAGAGGGGUUACCACGUUCUCAGAUUGAAGCUGUGAGAUGCUUUCGUCAGUAUAUCUCUGGUCUGUGGCAUAAGAAAUCCAUUGGUGAAGAACGGAUUACUGCAUGGUUCAGUACCAUCUUCGGACCCGAUGUUUGGCCAGGACUGAAAGGCUAUGCGUCAAAGCUGAAUGCUGAAUAUUACAAGCAAAUUAAAGAACAAAUCCAUUCGAGGGUAGAGGAUAACUCCGAUUUUGUAGGUAAAAAUCUUCGAGCAAAAACCACGGGAGAUAUUAGCUCGCAGGAGGCAGGUUCGAUUACAUUGCAAGACCAUCCAAUUGGAGACGGCGAAGAUCCAACGCAGCCGAUGACCAUGAAUGAACCAGGGGACAAGUUCAUGGAAUCAAAUUUUGACGAAAACCUGAUUGAAGAAGAACAGGCGGGUAAUGCAAUCUCCUUGAACACCGCGAAAUGUAACCUGGCGGUCGACUGGUAUUCAGAUCAUUUUACAUCUCCAGACUUGACACCGGUGCUUGUUUCAGUCGGUGCCACAUCACCACAUGACAUAAUUAUACCAGGAGAAGACAGUAUCGAUCUUGAAGAAGAUGAAUUUGGCUCACUCGACAUGUCACUACCUCGUCCGGAAGGUCAAGUGAAUAUUUUGAAAGAGGAGAUUUUGAAUAAGAGUAAUAAAACAAUGGGAUUGGAACGAAAUAGGUAG